Molecule: messenger RNA, 1557 nt
Organism: Penicillium concentricum
Lineage: Eukaryota; Fungi; Ascomycota; Eurotiomycetes; Eurotiales; Aspergillaceae
Exons: 1
Coding region: 1-1557 (518 amino acids)
Source: RefSeq, a predicted model, not a curated record
AUGGUUCCAGUCUCAGUUAUAUUCUUUGCCCUGGGCGCGAUAGCCACUCGAGCAUCAACAGCCAUUAGAUGCUCGCCGUCCAGUAUUCCCAAACCAGACCUAGUUGGAGCCUCUAUCCUUGGUAUUCAAGCUGAGGAAGUCCACAACUAUUCAGCUGUCAGUCUUGCCCCAGGCUCCAAUGAUGGAAAGAAGUACACCAUCGACUUCUGCAACGUCACAGUCACAUAUACUCAUCCUGGUUGGAAUGACACAAUCAACACUCAGGUCUGGCUACCGCUUGAGGGUUGGAAUGGCAAGUUCCAAGCUUUAGGUGGUGGAGGCUACAGUGUUGGGUUUGGCCCGAUUUACCUCACAUACGCCGUCGGUCAAGGGUUCGCAUCUGCCACCACCGAUGGAGGUCAUACUGUGGGAGGCGAGGCUGUUCCAACUGAUCUAACUUGGUCUCUGAAAAGCAGAAACAAUGUCGACUGGUUCCUGUUCGAAGACUACGCAUCCAAGGCCACAAAUGACCUAGGAGUGAUUGGAAAGCAGAUCACCAAGUCAUAUUACCGCAAAGCUCCGAAAUAUUCCUAUUUCUCUGGAUGCUCUGGUGGUGGAAGACAAGGUCUCAUGAUGGCGCAGGAAUAUCCGGAUGUCUUCGACGGCAUUUUGUCUGUCGCUCCCGCCAUCAACUUGGAAGCCUUCAUUCCCGCAGGCUACUGGGCCGCGCAUAUCAUGAACAACAACCAUAUCUACCCGUCCCCUUGUGAGGUUCAGGCUUUUACUAAAGCAGCAGUCAAAGCUUGUGAUCAAUUGGAUGGAGUGGAAGAUGGCAUCAUCAGCUCGCCAAGUCUUUGCAAUGCCAAGGCAUCCGACUUCAUCGGACAGAAAUACAAAUGCAACGGAGUACAUCGUACUCUAAGCGCCUCAAGUGCGAAGGUCAUUCAAGCAGCCUGGUCUGGCUCUGGAAAGGCCGGUUGGUCUGGUGUGAACAAGGACGCAGCAAUCGAAAGUUACUACAUCCCAACUACCUGUACCAACAAUGGUACAUGCGCCACCGGCGAUAGUUCUUUGUUUGGUAAUUGGAUCCAAUAUGCUAUUGCCAAAGACCCUAGCUUCGCACUUCAGAACAUGACUGAUUCUAUGUUCUUCGAUAUGCUGCAUUCUUCAAUUCGCCAGUAUGGAGGAAUGGUUGGAAACAAUAACCCCGAUUUGUCCAAGUUCAAGGCAAAUGGUGGCAAGAUCAUUUCCUGGCAUGGUCUUGCCGAUGAAGCGAUCCCACCAAAUGGAACCAUCAGCUACUACGAGGAGGUGCUUAAAAUGGACCCCAAAGCCCAAGAUUUCUUCCGCUUCUUCGAAGCGCCUGGGGUUGGUCAUUGUUAUGGUGGACUCGGACCAAUUCCAAACGGAGCUAUGUCGCAGUUGAUGGAGUGGGUCGAACGCGACCAUGCCCCUAAGACUCUUCACGCUACCAAGGGAAGCAACAACACCGCUCGAGACUUGUGCCCAUAUCCACUCCGACAGAAGUUCGUGGGAGGCGAUUCCAGGAAUGCAACAUCUUUCACCUGCGCUAAAUAG